Messenger RNA from Gadus macrocephalus (Pacific cod), 1192 nucleotides. It is a transcript of the gene cd63, whose product is annotated as CD63 molecule. Lineage: Eukaryota; Metazoa; Chordata; Actinopteri; Gadiformes; Gadidae. The transcript has 8 exons. Gene Ontology annotation, cellular component: membrane. Bases 165 to 884 code for a protein of 239 amino acids. The record is from RefSeq and is a predicted model, not a curated record.
AAUGUCUGGCUGCGCAGAACGCCGACGCUCAGACUCAGACCGCGGUAGCGGAGGGGCGGGACUUGACCGAACCGAUAAGUUGAUCUAGUUUUCAGUAGAAACGUUAUUCCGAUUCGACCCUUCAAGCAAGAGUUUUCCUCAAAAGGAUUGUGUUCCUCGACAUCAUGGGUGUAGAGGGGGGAAUCAGAUGUGUCAAGUACCUGCUAUUCUUCUUCAACUUCAUCUUUUGGCUGUGUGGCCUGGCGCUGAUUGUGGUGGGGAUCCUGGUGCAGGUAGCCUUGCACAAAUCCCUGUCCAUCAGUGACGCCACAGCCUCGGCGAUCCCUAUCAUUCUGAUAGUCGUGGGUGUCGUCAUCUUCUUCAUUGCCUUCUGUGGUUGCUGCGGUGCCUGGAAGGAGAAUUACUGCAUGGUCACCACGUUUGCCGUCCUCCUGUUACUGAUCAUCCUCGUCGAGAUCGGAGUGGCUAUAGCCGGAUACAUCUUCAGGGGUCAUAUUAAAGGAGAGGUCCGGGAGGGUCUCAACCAACUGAUCGCAAAGUACAACACCACGGAUGAAAUCAAACAAACUGUGGACAAGAUGCAGGAGGAUUUGAAGUGUUGUGGCGCCAACAGCUCGUCAGACUGGAAAGACUUCGGGGCAGAUCAAAACACAGUCCCUGACUCCUGCUGUGUGAACAUCUCAAAGGGCUGCGGGGUCGGGGAACUCAGUGAUGUUCUCAAAGUACACCAGCAGGGCUGCCACACUGCGGUUGAGGAAUCGCUGAUGAAGAAUCUGAUGUGGAUUGUUAUUGCUGCUGUCGUUAUUGCUAUAAUACAGAUCAUGGGCAUUGUGUUCUCCUGCAUGCUGAUGAAGGCCAUCCGCAGUGGCUAUGAAGUCAUGUGAUUUUGCCUUAGCCUGAGCAGUAGGUAUCUGUUCAGGUCACCUCUUCACCUUGGGAAGCUUCACCUUAGAAUAUUUACCCCUCACAUUUCCUUGGCGCUGACGCCUUAUAUAGAACAAUGUUUACUUUUUAUGAUCUGUAAUUGAUUAUAUCAUAUCAUUGGAAAUCUGCAAUAGCCACAGCACCAUGCAUAUUUAGGGACAGAAUUCCAAAAACUAGGAAGUAAGUUCUUGUAUUUUGUGUUCCACUCCAAUAAUACUAUUCUGGUUGUUAUGAUUGAACAAUAUAACACAUUAAAAGAAAAAUCCUU